AUGACUGAUACGAAUAAGAGGAAGAUAUACCUCGCCGUGGGGAUUACCGCGAUUGUUGUAUUGGUGAUUGCUGUACCAAUAACGUAUUUUGCGCACCCUGAUUACAACGCAGGUCCGGAUCCGGUAUCAACUUUACCCCCAGACAACACGGCUGAUAAUUUCAAGUUCAACUGCCUUCCUGGAGAUCAGAACCCAACCGUCUCAAAAUGUAAAAAGAAUGGCUGCGUUUGGAAUAACAUUACAGUAGUUAAUCCGUCGGUGCCUCGCUGUUACUUUCCACAGGGCUAUGGGGCUUAUCGUAUGGUCGGCGAAAAACCCUUCACCUGGGGUUACAGGAUCACUCUCGAUCGACUGGAUAGACCGUCAAUUUACGGUAAUGACGUCACUCGAGUUACAUUGGAUGUUCAAUAUCAGACUCAACAUCGUCUACGUUUUAAGUUCUAUGAACUCGGUAGCGACCGGUUUGAAGUACCAGUAGAACUGCCCGACGGUGGUGAAAUGGCGACGGACGCAUUGUAUGACGUCAGUUUUGUGUCAGACCCAUUCUCUAUGAAAAUAACUCGCAAGGACACAUCCACGGUGUUAUGGGACACAUCAGUGGGAGGAUUCAUUUUCGCCGAUCAAUUUCUGCAAAUAUCCACCACACUGCCUUCCGACUACGUAUAUGGAUUGGGAGAACAUGAACAUGCUAGUUUCCGACACGACAUGGCGUGGCAAACAUGGGGAUCCUUCUCCCGUGACCAGGGACCAGCUUAUAAAGCUAACUUAUACGGAGUUCAUCCAUUCUACACGUGCCUGGAGAGCGACGCCAACUCUCACGGUGUAUUGUUGCUGAACAGUAAUGCUAUGGAUUUUACUUUGCAGCCGACACCGGCUCUUACAUACAGGACGAUAGGAGGCGUACUUGACUUUUACAUGUUUCUGGGUCCCACCCCGGAGAUGGUUGUGCAACAGUACACAGAGGCGAUAGGAAGACCGUACAUGCCGCCAUAUUGGUCGUUGGGAUUUCAACUUUGUCGCUAUGGUUACGGUAACCUAACAAAUGUGCAAGAGGUGGUAGCUGGAAUUCGAGAGUACGACAUUCCCCACGAUGUGCAAUAUGGCGAUAUUGAUUAUAUGACGCGUCAACUUGAUUUUACAUAUGAACACGUGACUCGUUACAAAGGUCUACCAGAAUGGGUGGAUCAAUUAAAAGAAGAAGGGACCCGUUAUAUCAUCAUUCUCGACCCAGCGAUCAGUGCAGAAGAGGUAUCCGGUACGUAUCCACCCUACGAUAUUGGUACUAAUUUGGGGGUUUUCAUAACAGAAGAAGAUGGAAAGACGGAACUGAAAGGAAAGGUUUGGCCGGAUCCACCAAAUAUAGAGAACAUUAUGAAGGAGAUCGACUGUAGCAAGACAGGAGAUUCAUGGGGCUGCUCAGUUGAGAAUUAUCGAGCCGAGGCCGUCUUCCCUGACUUUUUGAACCCAGAUGCACGUAACUGGUGGUAUAAUUUAACAAAGGACUUCCAUGACGUCAUAGCUUACGAUGGUAUUUGGAUUGAUAUGAAUGAACCGGCAAACUUUGUGGAAGGCUCGGUAAAGGGGUGUGACUACAAUAAUCCGUUAGAAUCGCCGCCAUAUAAACCAGCUAUAUGGGGAGCGACGCUCGCCGACAAAACAGUGUGCAUGGCGGCAAAGACACAUAAAUCAUCGACAGAAAUCAGUAACCAGUAUAACAUGCAUAGUUUAUUUGGAUGGAGUCAAAAUGAACCAACACUGAGUGCAACAAGAGACGCAACUGGUAAAAGAUCCAUCGUUGUCACUCGAUCUACCUUUCCAAGCAGCGGUAAAUACUCGGGCCAUUGGUUAGGUGACAAUGCUAGCGUUUGGCCGCAUGUACAUAAGUCUAUUAUAGGAAUGCUGGAAUUCGGUUUAUUUGGCAUACCAUAUAUUGGUGCCGAUAUAUGUGGAUUUUUUGAAGACACUACAGAAUCAUUGUGCAGACGCUGGUCUCAACUCGGUGCCUUUUACCCGUAUUGUCGUAAUCACAAUGGUCUGAAUUACAGGAGACAAGAUCCAGCUGGAUUUGGUGAGGAGUUUGCGAAGGAAGUGCGAGAUGUCUUACACAUACGAUAUAAAUUAUUACCAUAUCUUUAUACGUUGUUUCAUUAUGCUCACACAGAGGGCACUACAGUAGUGAGGCCAUUGAUGCACGAAUUUGUUAGCGAUACUGAAACAUGGACCAUUGAUAGACAGAUGUUAUGGGGUCCAGCUUUUCUGAUAUCUCCCGUAUUGGACGAGCAUGUUGAAGAAAUUGAUGCAUACUUCCCAGACACCCGUUGGUAUGACUACCAUACUGGUGUGGAGAUGUCUAAGGGGGAUCGUGGUAAAUACGUGACACUCGCUGCACCAUAUCACUACAUACCAUUACAUGUACGCGGAGGAUAUAUACUCCCUACACAAGAAGCUGCUAAUUCAACAGUCUUCAGUCGACUGAAACCGUUUGGUUUAAUUGUUGCGUUAUACGAUGAUUUAAAUGCCAAGGGCUCACUGUUCUGGGAUGAUGGAGACACAGUCGAUACUUUUGAGAAUGGCGAAUAUUAUUUGGCUGAAUUCCACGCAACUAAGGAUGGAUUAAACAGCUAUAUACGCCACGACAAUGGUCAAGUUAAUGGUCAAACAAUGAAUGAAAUACUUGUAUAUGGAUUAACUAGUGACGUCAACAAUGUAUAUCAUAAUACUGUAAAACUUAACGUCAAUAAUUGGGAAUAUGAUAAUCAGAAGGAGAUUACGCAUAACUAA
This is a messenger RNA of Saccoglossus kowalevskii, 2781 nucleotides long. Its product is annotated as sucrase-isomaltase, intestinal-like. The record is from RefSeq and is a predicted model, not a curated record. Gene Ontology annotation, molecular function: alpha-1,4-glucosidase activity; carbohydrate binding. Lineage: Eukaryota; Metazoa; Hemichordata; Enteropneusta; Harrimaniidae. Gene Ontology annotation, biological process: carbohydrate metabolic process.